Molecule: messenger RNA, 737 nt
Organism: Talpa occidentalis (Iberian mole)
Lineage: Eukaryota; Metazoa; Chordata; Mammalia; Eulipotyphla; Talpidae
Product: elongation factor 1-beta-like
Exons: 1
Coding region: 24-701 (225 amino acids)
Biological process (GO): translational elongation
Cellular component (GO): cytosol; eukaryotic translation elongation factor 1 complex
Molecular function (GO): translation elongation factor activity; guanyl-nucleotide exchange factor activity
Source: RefSeq, a predicted model, not a curated record
CAGCUUGGAUAUUGGCCAACACCAUGGGUUUUGGAGACUUGAAAAGCCCCACAGGCCUCCAGGUGCUCAAAGAUUACCUACAGGACAAAAAGCUACAUCCAAGGUAUGUGCCCUCCCAAGCAGAUGUGGCAGUAUUUGAAGCAGUUUCCCACCCACGACCUGCCGACCUGUACCAUGCCCUACAUUGGUAUAACCACAUCAAGUCUCUCAAAAAAGAAAAGGCAAGUCUGCCAGGAGCGAAGAAAGCUUUGGGCAAGUAUGGCCCUGCUAAUGUGGAAGACACCACAGGAAAUGGAGCUACAGAUAGUAAAGAUGAUGAUGACAUCGAUCUUUUUGGAUCUAAUGAGGAGGAGGAAAGUGAAGAAGCCAACAGGCUAAGAGAAGAAUGUCUUGCACAGUAUGAGUCAAAGAAAGCUGAGAAACGUGCACUUGUUGCCAAGUCUUCCAUCUUACUAGAUGUGAAACCUUGGGAUGAUGAGGCAGAUAUGGCAAAGCUAGAGGAGUGUGUCAGUAGCAUUCAAGCGGACGGCUUGGUUUGGGGCUAUUCUAAACUAGUUCCAGUAGGGUAUGGAAUUAAGAAACUUCAAAUACAGUGUGUGGUUGAAGACAAUAAAGUUGGAACAGAUAUGCUGGAGGAGCAGACCACUGCUUUUGAGGACUAUGUGCAGUCCAUGGACAUGGCUGCUUUCAACAAGAUCUAAAAUCCAUCAUGGGUCAUGAUCCUUAAAUAAAAAAUU